Rhincodon typus (whale shark) is the source of this 3467-nucleotide messenger RNA. It is a transcript of the gene rnf19a, whose product is annotated as ring finger protein 19A, RBR E3 ubiquitin protein ligase. Gene Ontology annotation, molecular function: ubiquitin protein ligase activity; zinc ion binding; ubiquitin conjugating enzyme binding. The record is from RefSeq and is a predicted model, not a curated record. Gene Ontology annotation, biological process: protein polyubiquitination; ubiquitin-dependent protein catabolic process; positive regulation of proteasomal ubiquitin-dependent protein catabolic process. The transcript has 9 exons. NCBI's taxonomy places the organism in Eukaryota, Metazoa, Chordata, Chondrichthyes, Orectolobiformes, Rhincodontidae. Gene Ontology annotation, cellular component: ubiquitin ligase complex; cytoplasm. The coding region runs from base 96 to 2261 and encodes 721 amino acids.
GAAAUGGGACUGCAUCUACUGACAAACAAAAUGGAGACUUUCUUGAAUGCCCUCUGUGCCUUUUGCGUCUGUCUAGGGACAGAUUCCCAGAUAUCAUGACUUGCCCUCACAGGUCAUGUGCAGACUGCUUACGGCAGUACUUGAGGAUAGAGAUCUCUGAAAGUCGGGUUAAUAUCAGCUGCCCAGAAUGUACAGAGAGAUUCAAUCCACAUGAUAUCCAGUCAAUUUUAAAUGAUGAUGUGCUUAUGGAGAAGUAUGAGGAGUUUAUGUUACGCCGGUGGCUGGUGGCAGAUCCAGACUGUAGAUGGUGCCCUGCUCCAGAUUGUGGUUAUGCAGUGAUAGCGUUUGGCUGUGCCAGCUGUCCUAAACUCACUUGUGCCCGUGAAGGAUGUGGCACUGAGUUCUGUUACCACUGUAAGCAAAUAUGGCAUCCAAAUCAGACUUGCGAUGCAGCACGUCAACAGAGAGCGCAGAGUUUGCGAUUAAGAACAAUACGCUCUUCAUCAAUCAGCUACAGUCAGGAAUCUGGUGCAGCAGGUACAGAAAACUGGACUCUUCGUAGAUACGUUCAGGACGAGAUUUCGGGAAGAAAGGGGUUACCUGAAAUAAACAGCCUCCUGGUCAAUCAGAUUUUACCAUCUCGCUCCACAGAUGAUAUUAAGCCUUGUCCACGAUGUGCAGCAUACAUAAUAAAAAUGAAUGAUGGAAGCUGCAAUCAUAUGACUUGUGCAGUAUGUGGUUGUGAGUUCUGUUGGCUCUGCAUGAAAGAAAUCUCUGACUUACACUAUCUAAGUCCAUCUGGCUGUACGUUUUGGGGAAAGAAACCUUGGAGUCGUAAAAAGAAGAUUCUGUGGCAGCUUGGCACGUUGGUUGGUGCUCCUGUUGGAAUAGCUCUCAUUGCAGGGAUUGCCAUUCCAGCCAUGAUUAUUGGGAUUCCUGUAUAUGUAGGCCGAAAGAUUCAUAAUCGCUAUGAAGGAAAAGAUAUUUCAAAGCAUAAACGGAACUUGGCAAUCACUGGAGGCGUGACGUUAUCAGUAAUUGUUUCUCCUGUUGUCGCUGCAGUAACUGUAGGUAUUGGGGUUCCCAUUAUGCUGGCAUAUGUAUAUGGAGUAGUCCCCAUCUCACUGUGCCGUAGUGGUGGCUGUGGUGUUUCUGCUGGCACUGGGAAGGGGGUGCGGAUAGAAUUUGAUGAUGAAAAUGAUAAUGCUGGUGGAGGAAAUGCAGCAUUGGAUACCACUUUUGUUGUUGAGGCCCGCAAUAACCCCAGUAUCGGAGAGGGCAGUGUUGGGGGCCUAACGGGCAGUUUGAGUGCCAGUGGCAGUCACAUGGAUAGAAUAGGUGCAAUACGAGACAACCUGAGUGAAACAGCAAGCACAAUGGCACUGGCUGGAGCUAGUAUCACAGGCAGCCUUUCUGGAAGUGUGAUGGUCAAUUGUUUCAAUAGAUUAGAGGUGCAGGCAGAUAUUCAAAAGGAACGCUGCAGCCUCAGUGGUGAAUCUGGCACGGUCAGUAUUGGGACCAUCAGUGACAAUGCCAGCACAAGGGCCAUGGCAGGAUCCAUUAUCAAUUCCUACAAUCCACUGGACAGAGAAGGCAACAGUUUGGAGGUGCAAGUUGACAUUGAAUCAAAGCCUGCAAAGUUCAGACACAACAGUGGAAGCAGUAGUGUGGAAGACAGCAGCAUGCCUGGUCGUAGUGUAGCAAUUUUACCUACAGCCCCUGUUCUGGACAAUCGAUGCAGUGCCUCCAAGUGGCCCAAAGAAGCAACAACUAAAAAGUGCAAGGGAAAGCUGCAGAAGAGAGGCAGUAUGAAGAUAAACGAAACUCGGGAAGAAAUGGAUGCACAGUUACUUGAACAAAGAAGCACCAAUUCAAGUGAGUUUGAUUCUCCGUCUCUUAGUGACAGUAUUCCAUCUGUGGCAGACUCUCACUCCAGCCAUUUUUCAGAAUUUAGUGGAUCCGACAUGGAGAGCACGAAGACUUCUUGUAGCCAUGGUUCGAGUGACUACCACAGUCGGUUUUCAGCAGUCAGUCCCCUACCAGAGGUGGAGAAUGAUCGUCUAGAGACAUGCCCAUCACAAGGUGGUCUCGUUGCUUCUGUUACAACAGGGCCAAAUGCAGAUAUCUUGCAGCUGAGCUUCAUUGCAGAGGAGAAUGGGGCUGCAACUUCAGGAGUGUCAAACUAUGCCACUGAGGAGGUAGAAAAUGUAACCAAUAAUAACCAGUUGCAACAGACCAGUGCAAUUCAAACUGAGAUUUAAUCCUUUCAUGCUGCGAUUCUGAUCAUAUGAUAUUGCUAAUCAGUCCUGCUUACAGUUGAUUAUAUGAUAGUUGAUAUAAAAAGAAACCAAUAACUUGGAAACUGAAACCGGUGCUUAUUAACCAACAAGAUCAUGGAUUUUGAAGGUCAGGGUUAAACAUGUCAUUUGAGUGUCUCCAGUUCAAUGUUGAAGUUUGGGGACAUGAGUAGGUGCAGUUUUGAGAGAGGUGUUUAUUGGACAGUGCUGAUGUCUCACAGGUAACGUGAGAAAAGUGAUGGUCUUCCUCUGUCACUUAAAUGUGUAUGGUGUGUUGUAAAAUAGUAAAAGAAUGUGCAACUGAGUUGGCAAAACCCCAAAGUGCAAGCAGAAAUUCGUUGAAGAUUACAUCAGGAAAGAAACACUUUCUUGACUGGUUCCUUUCAGUUAUCAACAAUUGACUCUCCCUCACUGUUUCCUGGUGCCUUUGGAAAAGUCUGUUUAAUACCUAUGUUAUUAAGGAUAUAUUUAUAUUUCUCUUUAAAAAGAAAACUGUAUUGGUCUACAGUAUAUCACAGGAGAAUGCUAAGAAAAUGCAGUUGGAUUAAAGUUGUGUAUAAUGAAUGAAGAUCUUAAAAAUAUAACCCCAUAUUAGCCUACCAAAGACAGUACUCAGGCUUUAGAAAAUGUUUUGCAUAACAGAUUUAACUGGGUUCUUUGUUCUGAAAUAGCAAGUGUUCAAAGCAAAUGAAUGCUGCUGAUGCAGUUUGUUACACACCGAAAGCACAGUGCAAAAUUUGCACUUUGCUUUGUUGGGAGCAUUAGAGAAGAUAGGUGAAGACUAUGGCCUUUUUUCUUUGUGUGGCAAGACACUAAAAAAAAAACUCGAGGGCUGUCUUCAGCCCGUAAUGGUGCACUGUUAAAAUUACAACAUACUUCACUGAAAUGCAAAAUAAAUUCAUUAAAUGUGAGUAUGUUUUGCGCAUUUAUGCAGUGUUUCGUUUAUGUUGCCAUGUUGAUAAUGCUUGAAAUCUUAUCCUUCUGAACAGAGGAAUAACAAGUCAGAAGUUGCAGUCUUUUUAAUUUUCUUUAAGCUUUGGAACACUAGUGCCAGUUACAGUGUACGUUGCAUUAUGCUUGUUUUGUUUUUUGUAUAUUUGUUUGCAAGCUGGUUUGCCUAACAGGAUGACUGUAAGAUGCAUAUCUAAAAUAAAAUAUAAUUAAAAAUCA